AUGGCCUCCCAGAACACCGCUGGCCUCUCUCCAGCCCGGGGCAGCCCGGCCUUCCGGGAGAUGGAGCCCAAGGACCAACAGGUCAUGGUGGCGCUUCGGAUCCGCCCACUCAGUGAGGCUGAGCUAGAGGAAGGAGCCACCAUCAUCGCCCACAAAGUAGGGGACCAGGCCGUUGUGCUCAUGGACCCUGGCGAAGACCCUGAGGACCCUCUGCGUGCGCACCGGUCCCGGGAGCGCACCUUCAUUUUUGACAGAGUUUUUGACCAGCACGCGUCACAGGAAGAUGUGUACUCUGCCACCAUCCAGCAUUUGGUGGAGGGCGUCAUUUCUGGAUACAAUGCAACAGUGUUUGCCUAUGGCCCCUCAGGUGCGGGGAAGACCCACACCAUGCUAGGCAUGGAUGCAGAGCCUGGGAUCUAUCUCCAGACCCUCACUGACCUCUUCCAGGCCAUUGAGGAGACCCAGGACCACAUGGAGUACAGCGUGUCCGUGUCUUACCUUGAGAUUUACAAUGAAGUGAUCCGGGACCUCCUGAACCCAUCCUCAGGGUUUCUGGACCUGAGAGAAGAUUCUAAGGGCAGCAUCCAGAUUGCUGGCAUCACAGAGGUCUCCACUUUGAACGCCCGAGAGAUCAUGCAGCUCCUCACCAGGGGCAACCGGCAGCGCACGCAGGAGCCCACGGCCACCAACAAGACAUCCUCACGUUCUCACGCGGUGUUGCAGGUGACGGUGCGCCAGCGGAAGCAUGGCCCAGACCUGGCAGAGGAAGUGCACCUCGGCAGGCUCUUCAUGGUGGACCUGGCUGGCUCGGAGCGUGCCUCCCAGACCCAGAACCGUGGCAAGAGGAUGAAGGAGGGCGCCCACAUCAACCGCUCGCUGCUGGCGCUGGGCAACUGCAUCAACGCGCUCAGUGAGAAGGGCAGCCGCGCGCAGUACGUCAACUUCCGGGACAGCAAGCUCACGCGCCUGCUGAAGGAUGCGCUGGGAGGGAACAGCCACACAGUGAUGAUUGCCCACAUCAGCCCGGCCAGCAGCAGCUUUGAAGAGUCUCGGACCACACUGCUCUACUCAUACAGGGCCAAGAACAUCAAGACUCGGGUCAAACGCAACCUACUGAAUGUCUCCUACCGCAUCGCACAGUACACAGACAUCAUCUCAGACCUGCGCAGGGAGAUUGAGCAUCUCAAAUCAAAAAUUGAGAAGCAAGAGAAGAAAAGUGAACCUGACAUCCCGGAUGUUCAAGUCACAGUCGGCCCCCACAACACAGAAGAAGAGAGCCACUUGCAGAUGAACAAGAUCCGGGCGCAGCUCAUCGGAGCCUUUAAGGAGCAGAUGGAGAUGCGGCGCAGCCUGGUGGAGUUAGAGAAUACCAACCUCGAGCUGCAUGUGGACCUGUCCCGCCACCUACUGACCAUUGCAGACUGGGAGCGGGAGAAGAGUGACCUCCACAUGCAAAGGGACCGAGGCGAGCUGGAGAAGGAUGAGGAGCAGGCAGACACUGAUGGGGAGGAUGCAUCCACAGAGCCACACGAGGUGGCUGUGGCCAGAGAGGAAGUCAACCUACUGUUAGCCGAGCAGCGGAAAACCUCAGCCCUCAAGGCCAGCCUGGAGCAGCGGCUAGCCCUCGCCAAGGAGAAAGCGUCGCAGAUGGAGACGCUGCUGCCCACACAGGUGACCAGUGAGGACCAGCAGGAGGUGCUGCGGUUGCUGUGCAGGGCUCAUGAGCUGGAGGUGGAGAACACAGAGCUGAGGGCCGACGGCCUGUGUCGCAAGAGCCUGCUGUGCCAGAAGGACCUGGUGAUCCAGCGCUGCCAGCAGCACCGGCGGCUCUGUGAGCAGCUCAUCCAGGGGCAGCGGCAGUUGAUGCAGGACAGCGGCGUGCAGGUGCCAGAGGCCCUGGAGAGGCAGUACCAGCUGUACUUCCGGGAGCUGGAAGAGGGCACCCUGGACCGCUUGCUGCUGCUGCACUGUGGGCUGGCCAGCUCACUGCAGGUGAAUCCGACCCGCUGUGACCACCAGUACCCAAAUAUGGGUGUGAUCAGGCAUACAGUGGAUGUUUAAAGUUUUAAAAAUAAAAAUUUUAUUC
Messenger RNA from Heterocephalus glaber (naked mole-rat), 2086 nucleotides. Its product is annotated as kinesin-like protein KIF19. Gene Ontology annotation, biological process: microtubule-based movement. Lineage: Eukaryota; Metazoa; Chordata; Mammalia; Rodentia; Bathyergidae. The record is from RefSeq and is a predicted model, not a curated record. Gene Ontology annotation, molecular function: ATP binding; microtubule motor activity; microtubule binding.